AUGCCCGGGACACCAACCACGACGCACAGACGCAAACUGUCUUCGUCCAGCCGUCGUGGGUCAACAUCUGCGCCAGAUCCAUGGGCACUUGCAACGUUUGAUACUCCCGCAAGUUCGACGUCGCGUCUGCACAUUGUGCGUCUCCCUCCACCGACAAAAGAAGAGUUGGAAAAGUACGAAAAGGAGCACGGAACCCUGUCCCGUCGUGGAAGUUGGGGCUCGUCAGGGCUCAGCAAGUCGCUCAGUAUGACCCCAGCGAGCGGCGAACGAGUCUCUUUUGCUGGACACAAUGCGCGUUCUGCAUCUAUUGAUCAGCCUAUGCGACCGAGAAUCCAUCCAUCGUCUCAGACGGGCGCACUCGCGCCACAGCAACUGUACGACCUCGCAAUGUCGUCUAUUCACCCGCGGACGACGGCGGAGCAAGCGAGUCCGAAACCUGGAGAACCUGUCACGUCGCCGACGCCUGCAGCAUUCACAGCGCUCCCUCCAAACCACUACCUGCCGUUCAUCGUGAGGUCGAGUGAGGUACAGCAGCUCCUCUCUCAGGGACCACCUCGUCGGCUAUGGGCAUUGAUCAAACAGAUCUACCCGACAAAGCUGACGGAAGAGUCCGAAGAUCCGACAAAGUGGCCAUUCUGGCAGCUCGAGCGGUGGAUGUUCAAAGUCGAUCGUCAUGAAGCCAGCGACCGUGUGUGGGUGCACAAAGCUCGUAUGUGCAUCAGUAGGAGGAGCGAGCCUCUUUGGGAAAAACUCAAGAAUGCGCUUGGGGUUCCGCCCGAAUUGGAGAUUAGCGAUGAUGAAGAUAGCGACGAUGAGGACCUCGACGCUGUCGUAGGUUCUAUUGCCGGCAUGGACGUGACACCAAAGUCGCCCCUUACCCAAACUUCUCGACCCAUGGGGAUCCCCAAAGAAGAGAUGAACACAGCGGCAGCAGAAGGAGGUGACGAUAUGGAGGAAGAAUACAUCGAUAUUGGCCCUACUGGACUUGUAAUGGAGGCAAUCUAUCCGUCUGCCACCCCCGAGUCCCCACCUCAGGCUCAUUCUUCGCCCUCCAAGCGGGAUGGGGUCGACGGGUUUGGUGGAGGCAUGGAGAUUAUCGGUGAAGAAGAGGAAGACGAUGAAAAGGCUGCCUCGUCCAAGCCCAAAGCAGAGGCAGCGUCUGGGGCCACCGAUGCUGCAGAAGGCGAAGGAACAAUCGAGCAGAAGAACGCCGAACCUGCGGAUUUGGAUACCUCCAAGAUGGUUGGACUCACCUUUAUAUCCCACUCAAAGUAUGUCCCGUUGCAACAGUACAUUGACCGCGGAGAGACGUCGGAUGGAGAGGCUAUUGUAGACAGCCCACUCUUCCCCACAAGUUUUGCGUCGCUGUCUGGUCCGGAAGCAUUGGCACGCGUCAGACGUGGCUCUCGAGGCUCAUUUGUACUCGAACAAGGAUCCAUGAGUGUCCGAGGACCUAUUUCGAGGAACCUUCCCCGUCAUUGUGGUCCUUCCAAUGCCCUUCAGAGUUUGACAAAGCGCGUUGGCGGGGACCGAGGAUUGCAACAGGACUUCUUUGGACCUGGCAGGGCUGGACCAUCUAAUCAAACUUUCCGAACCGCUGUUGCGCCAGAUUCUCAGCUCAAUGAAGAGAAAGCACAUUUCUUCAACGCUCAUCGGAUCCCUCCAGCACAAGGAGCUUUCGACUUUGGAGACAUGCAUGGCGCGCUUCCGCACGAGCAAAGGAUGGCGGGGCUGCCUUCACUCACACCAGCAUUUCAAGAACGAAUACAGCAAGAUAAAGGCAAUGCGGAUGCAUGGGCUGCCGAGUUUAUGAUGCAAGCUCAGGGUCAGGCGUUGCCCCGAAUGUCUUCGCACCCAUCAUUACAAGCGACAUCCAUACAUCCAGUCCAACCAAUCGCCUCCGCAUUCAGGGGGCCUGGAUUUAUGGGGCCUCUAACCAUGCCCCCUGGCCCAAUGCCUACACUUGCGUCCGAUCCCGUACACAAGCCAGUUUCUCAUCUUGCCGACUGGGAGCAAGAAUUCUCCCGUCUUAUGGAUGAGAGCAAAGGUCAAACAGCAGAAAAUCCAGUUCCGGUGGAUGGAGACGAACUUUCACGUACUGCAGGAUUGUUGAUUGAGACGCUCAAGGACGAGACGAACCCAAAGUUCAAGCAAUCCGCGUUCAUGGGAUUCAUGCGACAGAUACGGGACCGGGAGAUGGUUGUCGAAGGCGACAAAAUCGUUCCGGCCUCGGAAGCCACAGCGAUCGUGACCACGGCUACCGAUUUAUCCGCUGCCACUACCACCACAGUUAGGGGCAGACAUGCCUCUGCAUCUCCGACACUGCGGGACAGGGAAGGAAGCGUGGAUAAUUGGCCAAUGAAGUCUGUCCAUUUCAAUCCGGUCACGGAGACAAGUAGCAUCGUGAACCAGCCCGACGAAAUGAGCGAGGAGGAUGCGUACUGGCAAGCGGAGAAUAGAGACUACAAGGAUUACUGGGAUAAGGCAGCAGCACUACCGUCGGCCUCUACAAUCGACCCACUAGCAGAGUCUGCCCAGCAGAGAGAGUGGGGUGAACUUCAAGAAUCUUGGGAUAGCUGGGAAGCGACCUCUUCUGGUGUCAGGCAGGUUGCAGCCCCAACUUACGGGUUUCAAACCAACAACCCAUACGUCUUUGAUAAAAGGCUGAUGACAUCCGAUUGGCGUACUGCUCCUGGCUCGGACGUGGUGGGGAAUCCUAGAGAGAGAAGCAGCCGUUUUAAACGACCUCAGAACGCGGAGGCCUGGUACAACCUCGGGGUCAAGCAGCAGGCCAACGAGAGGGAAGCGAAAGCGAUCCAAGCUUUGCGAAAGGCUGUAGAACUAGAUCCGUCACUACUACCGGCUUGGAUGGAACUCUCUGUCUCGUACACCAAUGAUGGCAGCAAAAACGACGCAUACGUCGCUAUCAACGAGUGGAUAACCCGCAAUCCCAAGUACAAGGAUGUGGUCGCGCAAUGGAAAGCAGGGAGGGCAUCCACAUCGUCCACUUCUCUGGUGGAGGACUUGAUAGAUUGUCUAGUCAGCAUGGCGCGGGCAGUACCGGACGGUGAGCUGGAUGCCGACGUUCAAAUCGCGCUGGGGGUUCUACUAAAUACAACCGAGGAUUAUGACAAGGCCAAAGACUGCUUCCUCGCUGCCGUGGACGUUCGGCCAGACGACUACCUUCUCUAUAACCGCGUCGGUGCAACAAUGGCGAACCACGGGAAUCCGCGAGAAGCUUUACCUUACUAUCACAAAGCAUUGGCCUUGAACCCGUCUUAUGUUCGAGCACGAUUCAACAUGGCAAUCUCCUGCAUUAGUUUGCAGCAAAAUGAAGAAGCUGCGGGUCACAUUCUGGACGCGCUGGUGCUGCAAGAGAAUGAUGGAUUGCAAACAGAGGAGAGAGGUGUCGGUUCCUCGGUGCUUUGGGAUACACUUCGCAACGUCUGCCUAUACAUGCACCGCCAGGAUCUUGCAAGAAUCUGCGACAAGCGUGAUCUUUUGGGUGCCAUUUGA
Molecule: messenger RNA, 3516 nt
Organism: Serendipita indica DSM 11827
Lineage: Eukaryota; Fungi; Basidiomycota; Agaricomycetes; Sebacinales; Serendipitaceae
Source: the annotation of a GenBank genome assembly